Monodelphis domestica (gray short-tailed opossum) is the source of this 3320-nucleotide messenger RNA. It is a transcript of the gene CASP3, whose product is annotated as caspase 3. Gene Ontology annotation, molecular function: cysteine-type endopeptidase activity. Gene Ontology annotation, cellular component: death-inducing signaling complex; cytoplasm. The record is from RefSeq and is a predicted model, not a curated record. Gene Ontology annotation, biological process: positive regulation of neuron apoptotic process; erythrocyte differentiation; proteolysis. NCBI's taxonomy places the organism in Eukaryota, Metazoa, Chordata, Mammalia, Didelphimorphia, Didelphidae.
GGAUCCGAAAGAUAGGGGCGGGGUUUAGCCCCUCUCCGAGGUAGGAGGCGGGGUCUAGGCCGUCACUCCGAGCGGUGGCGGUAGCACCAGUGUUUGUAUCUACUGAGCGGAUCGAGGUAGGACCAGGCUUGUAGUGCGUCAGUAAUAGAAGCAUCAUGGAAGACACUGGAACUACAGUAGAUGCAAAAUCCACCAAAAAUUCAGGAGUAAAACUCUUCCAUGGUAGCAAGUCAGUGGAAUCUGGACUGUCAUCAGACAGCUAUAAAAUGGAUUAUCCAGAAAUGGGGUUAUGUAUAAUAAUCAAUAAUAAGAAUUUUCACCCAAACACUGGUAUGUCAUUUCGUUCUGGUACAGAUGUUGAUGCAGCAAGCCUCAGUGAUACAUUCAGGAGCUUAAAAUAUGAAGUCAGGAUUAAAAAUGAUCUGACAUGUAAUGAAAUAACUGAGUUACUAAACAGUGUUUCCAAAGAAGAUCACAGCCAAAGAAGCAGUUUUAUUUGUGUGAUUCUAAGUCAUGGUGAAGAAGGAGUCAUCUUUGGCACAGACAGAUCUGUUGAACUAAAAAGAUUAACGUGUUUCUUUAGAGGAGAUAAGUGUAGAAGCCUUACAGGAAAACCCAAGCUUUUUAUUAUUCAGGCAUGUCGAGGCACAGAGUUGGAUUGUGGUGUUGAGACAGACAGUGGUACAGAUGAAGAUAUAGCAUGCCAGAAAAUACCUGUUGAAGCAGACUUCUUAUAUGCAUAUUCUACAGCCCCUGGCUACUAUUCCUGGAGAAAUUCAAAGGACGGUUCGUGGUUUAUCCAGGCACUUUGUGCUGUGCUGAAACAGCAUGCUCACAAGCUUGAGAUUAUGCAAAUCCUUACCCGAGUCAAUCGGAAGGUGGCCACAGAGUUUGAAUCUUAUUCUUUAGACAUUUCCUUCCAUGCAAAGAAGCAGGUGCCAUGUAUUAUGUCCAUGCUUACCAAGGAACUGUAUUUUUCCCAUUAGGAAAUUCGACGCAUUUUAAUUUGUAUGCCAAGCUGGUGGAUGAUAGGUCUGAAGACUACAUUUCCUUGAGUCUGAUUCAGUAUGGCAGUGGAUGGGGUUGGGGGACUUUGGGGAGAGAAUCACCAUAUCUCCAUUUAAUAGAACCAAUGCAUUGCUACCUCAAAUUUGAGGAUUUGAAAUUGGAAGCUAAUUGGGUGUUAAUGUACUGAGUUUGUAAAGAAAAAAAUGGAUAAUGGCAUUUUUUAUAAGAAGAAACUAUUCUAACUCGAAAUCUUGAAGAAUAAUUGGAGAUUUAGGAAACAAAAUACUUCUUACUGAUAUGAUAUCAUGGACUUUGAAAAUGUUAUGGGAAAAUUGACACAUUUUAAAAGUAUAUUUUUACUAAACUAUGAGAGACAGCAUCUCAUAGUGGGUAAAAGGAAGGUCCUUGGAGUCAGAGAGGCCUGGUUUGCCUCCUUGUUUGACAUAAUGUGACUGGGGCAAAUCGCUUGGUCUCUCAUUGCCCCAGGCAGUGAAGACCAAGUCUGAGACUAAUUUAAGAUCACCAUGAGUGGAGUGAGUUUCCGUUCUGGGAGUCGCUUCCACAGACAAACGAUCUCAUUCUGAUCUAGAUUUUUUCAUUAAAUUUAUAAGUAUGCUUUCAAUUUUUAUCAAAUGACACAAAUAAUCCAGUGUGAUGCACUCUGGACUUCUGCCAAAAUCAUGGUUUUGCUAGAGACUAGCAGUGGCAGAGUUUUACUUGCAAAAUUCAGUGGAAAUAAAUAAGGGAGGUGUGUAGGUAAGAUUUUCUUAACAUAAACAUCACAGUUUCUGAAAAGAAAAGUGGCAUGGGGCUAGGGGUGUUUUUUUUUUAAUUCUCAAAUAAAAACCUCAUUUUGAAUAUUAAAUUUAGAAGCCAGAAUUCUAUUUGGUAGAAAAUGGGAUGAACUCAGGUGUUCUCUAUGAGCCAUAUUUAAUCUUCAAGGACAAAUAGAAUUCAUUCCCAAACCAAGGUGCUGAAAUACAGCUUGUUCAACAUAAAAGGGAUGCUUGUCCCCACCUCAAUCAGAUGGACUGACCUGUGUGAAAAACUGAAAAGUGACUGACUCUUAAAGUCAUAUGAACUGCAAAGAUGCUAGGGAUGCAACCUGAAGCAACACUGGUUGUGCAGAGUAGUUUUGAAAAUCAACCCAUGACCUGGUCCUCAGCAGCUUAGCACACAACAGUUGGAGAGGUAGAGGGAUGUCACAGAGUGGAGACAGCACAGGCCCCAUAGGAAGGAUGCAGAAAGAAGCGGAGACUAGCUCUUCAGGCCAGUGGAUGCCCUAGAAAGUAUGGUUUUGGCCACAGAUUCUUCCAAGUCGGAACAGUUUUCAUAUACAAAGAAUAAGGUCAAAUGGACACAAGGUCAGAGUUUUCCAAACAUGGCCAAGGACCUAUCAAAAUAUUGUGUUCUUUAUUGGAAAGUAUCUAUGCAUGUAAAGUUAUUUUCAGUGACAUUGAAAAUGAUAAGAGAACAAUAAUAGUGGGCAGCUGGGUAGCUCAGUGGAUUGAGCCAGGUCUAAAGAUGGGAGUUCCUAGGUUCAAAUGUGGCCUCAGAUACUUCCCAUCUGUGUGACCCUGGGCAAGUCACUUAACCCCCAUUUCCUAGUCCUUACCACUCUUCUGCCUUGGAAACAAUGUAUGGUAUUGAUUCGAAGACAGAAGGUAAAGGUUAAAAAAAGAAGAGCAAGAUGUCAUUCCUCUCUGGAAUCUUUGGUGGGAUUUACUGAAUAUAGACCUUAAAAUAGAGCCAUAUAUCUAGAAUAGAAAGGGGCCUCAGAGUUAAGGCCACCUCAUCCAAUUGUCUUCUUUUACAGAGAAGGAAACUGAGGUUCAGUGUGUUUAACUUACCUAAGAUCACACAGGUAAAGAGUCUGAAUAGGUCUCUGUGCUUCCUGAACCUCCUGUCCUAUCCACUGUUCUUUAUUUGGUCCAUCUUCUCCCUUUUAAAGAUGAGAAAACUGAGGCUAAAAUGAAUUGAAUAACUAUCCCAAGAAGGUAUAGAUAUUUUAGUGCAGAGCUGUGACUCUUCCAGGUCUCUUCAUUCCCACUUAAGACAAGCAUCACUUAAAUCAUCAACAAUCUUUCAGUCUGGUGAUUUUAAUUUUACUUGAGGGGAAGAAGCCCAAACUUAAAGAGGUGAUAUUAGUCCCUCUUCUACUAAUGCAUAAGUGAUGUUUCUAACUUAAUAAUUCAAAUGCAGCAUGUAAUUGUAAUGGUAUUUGGUAAGGUUUAUGUGACCACUUCUACAAUUAAAAUUUGUUCCUUUGAAUGUUUUUACUUCUAAAAAUAAAUUUCUACCAAAUUUACUCA